AAAGCCUUGGUUCUUCUGACUGAAGAAGUCUGUUGGAUGGGAAAGCAUCUACAUAAACUACAUCGUGUGUCUGGAGACUGAGAGGGAGGAGAGAUCCUUGGGAUGGUUAUUCGACGGAGCUCCGUCGAAUGGUUUGAGAAAGCCUGUUAUUAAGAAUCAGUUGUCGAUCACUUCCAGUGAAACGUCGUUUGCUGAUUCUUGAUCUGUUUCUGGAAGUGAAAUGGGGGUCACUGCUGCACAUAGUGAUUCCCUUGAGGGCUGUGCGAAAAGAAUCUUUGCCCACCGAGAUUUUCCUUCAGGCUGCGGGAGAAAAAACUUAUUAAGUGGAAAACUUCCAAAGAGAAGAAUCUCAGCUAUCCGAAAUUUUCCCCCAGGCUGUGGAAGAAAAGCUUGUCUUUUCAUGGCGAAAAUGAACCCUUCUGCUGAGACAGUCAGGGAUGAUGUCAAGCAAGUAAGAGAGAAAGUUCUUGAUGAGGAUCCUUCCAGUAUUGGAUUGAAAGAAAAUAUUGUCAGAGGACUAGCAGAUAAAGUUGAAGUAGAAUCUGUGGGGGAUGUUGGGAAAGUAGAGCAAGUUCAAGUCAGAACACCUUCUGGUGGUAAUUUGGAACUGGAAGAUCCCCAACAAACUAGUGUUAGGCUUGACUGGAAGAGUAAUUUGUACCAGCCAUCCAUUAAAAAUAUUGAAGGAAAUGUUAGCAGUUUGAAGGGAAAACUGGCGAAGGAAAGUGUGGAACGCUGCAAGAAGAUAGCUUUUCCUGGGGAGUCUGGAGAUAAAAAUGAUGCUUUUAGUAAAUGCACUAGAGAAAAAUCCAUUGGUUUAGCUUCUUCAGGUAAGAAGGUUCCUUGGCACCCUUCGAUGGCUGCAUUAAACCGUGCAAGGAUACAUGGGGAACACAGCCCAAGAUCUAACCUGGGCAGUAAUUCAAGUAGAGAUAAUGUGAAGAAGCAUGAACUCAAGGUGAAGAAAACUGCUUUGGAUCCUUCAGAUAACAGGGUGAUUGUGCAAGCUCUGAUGGCUGCACCAAACUGUCCAUGGAGGCAGGGAAGACGAAAAAUUAAACGUACCUGACUUACAUUUAGAAACAAUGCAGAAAAGCUUGAACUCAUGGUGCUUAUCAAAUUUAUGCCCUUUCAGUGAAGAGGUGGUGGAAUCAGAAAAUUCGAAAGGGUAUCCAUAAACAAGACACUGAGGGCUGAGCAACAUACGGUAGAUCACAUGGCCAUUUUCCAGUUGUGGAAUGAAAGUUGCACAUAACGAUUCAUCAUGGAAUUUUUUGAUUACAAAAUGUAGAUUUCGUUAUUCAUUGCACAACUGGGCAUUUUUCUGAAAGUUCAACAUGUAAGUCACAGAUGCGGAAAUGCUGCUUAUCAAAAUAUGUUAGUCUCUGAUGUACUUUCCUGCAGGAGAUUUUCCCCAGAUUUUUUUUGAAAAUAAUAUUCGUUUGGUGGAGUCUCAUGCAA
This is a messenger RNA of Macadamia integrifolia, 1461 nucleotides long. RefSeq lists its product as uncharacterized. The record is from RefSeq and is a predicted model, not a curated record. The transcript is spliced from 2 exons. NCBI's taxonomy places the organism in Eukaryota, Viridiplantae, Streptophyta, Magnoliopsida, Proteales, Proteaceae. The coding region runs from base 221 to 1069 and encodes 282 amino acids.